AUGGGGGGGUGGGCGCCCAAGCGCAAGGCGCAGAACAUCGGCUACCGCCUGGGCCACCGGCGCGCGCUCUUCGAGAAGCGCAAGCGCCUCAGCGACUACGCGCUCAUCUUCGGCAUGUUCGGCAUCGUCGUCAUGGUCAUCGAGACCGAGCUCUCCUGGGGGCUCUACUCUAAGGACUCCAUGUUCUCGCUGGCCCUCAAAUGCCUUAUCAGCCUCUCCACCGUCAUCCUGCUGGGGCUCAUCGUCGCCUACCACACGCGCGAGGUGCAGCUCUUUGUGAUCGACAACGGGGCCGACGACUGGCGCAUCGCCAUGACCUACGAGCGCAUCCUCUACAUCAGCCUGGAGAUGCUGGUCUGCGCCAUCCACCCCAUCCCCGGCGAGUACAAGUUCUUCUGGACGGCGCGCCUGGCCUUCUCGUACACGCCGUCGCGCGCCGAGGCCGACGUGGACAUCAUCCUGUCCAUCCCCAUGUUCCUGCGCCUCUACCUGAUCGCCCGCGUGAUGCUGCUGCACAGCAAGCUCUUCACGGACGCCUCGUCGCGCAGCAUCGGCGCSCUCAACAAGAUCAACUUCAACACGCGCUUCGUCAUGAAGACGCUCAUGACCAUCUGCCCCGGCACCGUGCUGCUCGUCUUCAGCAUCUCCCUGUGGAUCAUCGCCGCCUGGACCGUGCGCGUGUGCGAGAGGUACCACGACCAGCAGGACGUGACCAGCAACUUCCUGGGCGCCAUGUGGCUCAUCUCCAUCACCUUCCUCUCCAUCGGCUACGGCGACAUGGUGCCGCACACCUACUGCGGCAAGGGCGUCUGCCUGCUCACGGGCAUCAUGGGCGCCGGCUGCACCGCCCUCGUCGUGGCCGUGGUGGCCCGCAAGCUGGAGCUCACCAAGGCCGAGAAGCACGUGCACAACUUCAUGAUGGACACGCAGCUCACCAAGCGGAUCAAGAACGCGGCGGCCAACGUGCUGCGGGAGACGUGGCUCAUCUACAAGCACACCAAGCUGCUCAAGAAGAUCGACCACGCCAAGGUGCGCAAGCACCAGCGCAAGUUCCUGCAAGCCAUCCACCAGCUGCGGAGCGUGAAGAUGGAGCAGAGGAAGCUCAGCGACCAGGCCAACACSCUGGUCGACCUCUCCAAGAUGCAGAACGUCAUGUACGACCUCAUCACGGAGCUCAACGACCGCAGCGAGGACCUGGAGAAGCAGCUGGGCAGCCUGGAGGCCAAGCUGGAGCAGCUGAGCGCCAGCUUCAACGCGCUGCCCCUGCUCGUGGGCGACCUGCUGCGGCAGCAGCAGCAGCGGCUGCUGGGCGCCCUGCUGGAGGCGCGGGGGGGCGGCCCCGCGGGGCCCCCCCAGACGCCGCUGUCCGAGAGCCCCCUGGGCGUCAGCUCCACCUCCUUCCCCACGCCCUACACCAGCUCCAGCAGCUGCUAG
This is a messenger RNA of Nothoprocta perdicaria, 1434 nucleotides long. RefSeq names its product potassium calcium-activated channel subfamily N member 3 (gene KCNN3). Gene Ontology annotation, molecular function: small conductance calcium-activated potassium channel activity; calmodulin binding. Bases 1 to 1434 code for a protein of 477 amino acids. The transcript is spliced from 9 exons. Gene Ontology annotation, biological process: potassium ion transmembrane transport. Lineage: Eukaryota; Metazoa; Chordata; Aves; Tinamiformes; Tinamidae. Gene Ontology annotation, cellular component: neuron projection; neuronal cell body; plasma membrane. The record is from RefSeq and is a predicted model, not a curated record.